Molecule: messenger RNA, 411 nt
Organism: Cotesia congregata
Lineage: Eukaryota; Metazoa; Arthropoda; Insecta; Hymenoptera; Braconidae
Source: the annotation of a GenBank genome assembly
AUGGAAGAAGUUUUUGCAAAAAUUGCAUUCGUAGAAUUAGCUCCGAACAUAAUAGUGCCAUAUGAAUGGCCCGUUGAUCGUAUCUAUAACGUCGUGUUAAGAUCUGCGGAAGAGGUCAUUAUGCAGAACACUCAUGAGGAUCUAAUUCUGCAGGUGGAUGGUAUCCCGGCAAGGUUGUAUAGAAACGUCAAAAAGCACCGUUUCUACCAUGUUUUCAAGAAAAUAUCCAAAGAAGACAUGUGUGGUUGUUAUGUUUAUGACAUUGCUUUGUCUGAAGAUCAAAAUACGAUAACAUUGGAGGAAUCUAGUGGGACUAACUCCUGUGAUGACUCUAAACUGAGGCGUAAACAUUCUUACUCCGAAGAUUGUAUGAUAUCGUAUUAUUACGUUCCUCACCACUCGUACGUAUGA